GGCCAGUUGUAAUGAACAUCUGAGAAGAGAGCACAGGAGUCUGUGUGUGGGUUGGAUUGGCAGCGUUACAGAGGGGUCACGCAGACACGGUGGUGUGUAUUCUCGUCCCUGCUGGUCGGGGUACGAGUCGGGAGCUGGUCUCCCCAGACAGAUCCACUUUCUCUUCUCACUAUUUCUAAUACAGGACAAUGAGCAAAAUGCAGCUGGCUAUGGAGGAUUAUCAGGGCUCCGCCAGGCGGGAAUUGAUGGUGGAGGUGCAGGGAUACGUAAAGGAGUUUACACGACAUUCCAAUGAUGUUCUGCUCAAUUUGAAUGAGCUACGGCAUCGCAAUAUCCUGACUGAUGCCACACUUACGGUGGGCAGUGCCCGGCUGCACGCCCACUGUGCAGUGCUCAUAGCAUGCAGUGGCUUCUUUUAUUCCUUGUUCUCCCGCAACAAGACCAGUGCUGUGGGAGAACAAGGGGUUUCCCUGUCUCUGCCAGAGGGGCUAGAAGCGGGCAGUGUGGCAUUGCUGCUGGACUUCAUGUACACCUCCCGCCUUCCUCUCAGCCCUGGCACUGCUCCUGGUGUGCUCGCUGCUGCCACCUACCUGCAGAUGGAGCAUGUUGCUGACACCUGCAGAGCCUUUUUACAGAAGAGUGAAAAUGUAUGUGUAAGCCCACCUCUGGUGGACCUGGCAUCCAGAAGCCCCCAAGUAACUUUUACAGUGAUUCCGGGUGGCAGAUCACCUCCAACUCAUCCGUCGUUCUCCUCGUCCCCUUCCAGACCUGCAGUGGAUAUGAAGGAGCCCCGCCCUGCCCGAGCUAGGGUUCCUGGAGAGAGCACGACCUUAGUAGAGCCAGUGACAUGCCAAAGUCCUGCUCUCAGCUCUGAAUCACCAGCCCUAUCUCCAAACACUCCAUCUCCAGGCAGUCCCUGUCAGUCCAGAGGUCAGCCAAACUCACCUGCUGAGUCCAGUGGUUGUAGUCUUUCCCCUAAACUAAAGCCACGUUCUGAAUCCAGACCUACCCCUGACCCCAAGGCCUGCAACUGGAAGAAAUACAAAUAUAUUGUCCUAAACCCUCUCUGUGCUACGCCCAUUAAAGAGGAAGGUCCAGGGGAGGAGCUGCACACUUUUGAUCACUCCUCCUCCUCUAAUGAUAGGGCAGAUGUAACACCCAAACAGUCUAAUGAGGCAUGGUCAACUACUGGACAUGGGCUGAAUGAUUCACAAACACCCUUUAUGGCCUACCAUGGACUCUCACCACACACAGCAGACACUUACAAGGGACCACCUGCAGCUGUUAUCCAGGAUACCAGAGACCUCUGCCCUCUGUAUCCGCACCCAUGUCCUCCUGUGAUUGACUGUGCCAAACAGAAUACCCAUCCUUUUGGGAAGCUUCCAGUUAAACUUGAGAAUCACUCCCCAGUGAUUUGCUAUUCAGGAAAUCAAGGGACCACAAAGCCCAACUGCUCAGAAAAACCAUACCAUUGUAAUGUGUGUGGGGCCCAGUUUAAUCGUCCAGCUAAUUUGAAGACCCACUCCCGCAUUCACUCAGGAGAGAAGCCAUAUCGCUGUGACACCUGUGGUGCUCGAUUUGUCCAGGUGGCUCACCUGCGUGCCCAUGUUCUGAUCCACACUGGGGAGAAACCUUACCCAUGUCACACCUGUGGAACACGUUUCCGUCACCUGCAGACACUGAAGAGCCACCUGCGCAUUCAUACAGGGGAAAAACCAUACAGUUGUGAGAAGUGUGAUUUGCGUUUCCGUCAUAAGAGCCAGCUGAGGCUACAUCUGAGGCAGAAGCAUGGUGCUGUUACCAACACCAAAAUCCGAUAUAAAGUCCUGGCUGAUCCAUACCAGACUAGACCAACUAUACUGCAGGCCUCCUGAAGAAGCUAAGAAUCUGAUGUAAAAUGUCCUGGCAAGAUUUUAGGGUCUGAUUUAAUGUCUUCUAAUAUUCCAUAUAUGUUUAAUUAUACCCAGAUAAAUACCAGGUAAACACUCUGUAACUUCUGAUAUUGGGAAAGGCUUACAAAAUUGCCGCAAAUGAAAUGAAAUGCAUGGAACCUACUACUAGGCUUUUAUGCUUAUUUUACAAAAUAAGGUGGAGUAUUGCAUUCCUGAAAAGCAUAUAUACAUCACAACUCCUUCCAGGAAUGCUGUUCUCCUGCACUAGAUGUGCUGACUUUUAUUAACAAUCAUACUUUUAUACUUUAUUUAUUUGCCUGGCUUAGUGUUCUCUUUCUUGCUUGUUUUUUAUAUGCUAUCUGUGAAAAAUAAGAAAGGAAGUGAAGAUUAAAAAAAAAAGACCAAAAAUCUCUCAAAACUGGAAACAUUUCAAUUCAGUAAAAAGUAAUGCCUAAAGUAAUAUAAAUGGUUUCUGGCAGGGUGUGUUAGGAGUUUAGAUGGAUAACAAAUAAGUGAAUAAAUGAAGAGAUCUGGAAAUGUGAAGUGAUGAACAGGAAAAGUAUGAUGAAAUGCUGAAAAGUAUGUUUGAUGAAAUUUGUGUGUUUGAGAAGGAUAAAGUAAGACAGUUUGAUUGAGGAAAUGUGAAAUUGUAUCAUUUUGUCUGUGAAAUGGAAGGAUACCUUUGCAAGUAGGAAAACUGCUUAUGGGAUGUAGUCAUAGUUGGGCUUAUAUUUGGUAUGGACCAUUUUAUUGUCUUUUUCUUUUUGUGUAAAAGAAAAUUUGUUUAGGUUUUGCUUGGAUGUAUCUUCAUAAGUCAAUAGCUAUCAUGUUCUCAUACUUAAUGAUGGCCUUGACAUGUUAUUGUCUAGUUAAUUGUGCACUAACAUUUAAUUUGCCCUACUAAUCUAAAAGGCCUGGAGCCUAUCUAUUAAGUAACACUACUAUAAAUUCUAUUCUGAAAUCUAGAUUUGUAGGAACUAUAAUUUUAAUGAAAGGAAACUUAUAUUUUGUUGAUGGUGUUAAUAGUCUAGGAGUCCAAGCAGGCCAAGGACUCAAUUAAUUAAGCCAGACAAAAUAAAUGUAAAGGUUGAUGCUGUGGAUGAAGAUAUUAUUGACUUUGUCAAAUCUAAAGUUCUUUUGCUGGGCAAAGACAAGACUUAUUUUAUAUAAAUUAAAAUUAAAUUAAUUUCUUUUCAUUGGCAA
Tachysurus vachellii is the source of this 3095-nucleotide messenger RNA. It is a transcript of the gene bcl6b, whose product is annotated as BCL6B transcription repressor. Bases 189 to 1874 code for a protein of 561 amino acids. Gene Ontology annotation, molecular function: RNA polymerase II cis-regulatory region sequence-specific DNA binding; protein binding; DNA-binding transcription factor activity, RNA polymerase II-specific. NCBI's taxonomy places the organism in Eukaryota, Metazoa, Chordata, Actinopteri, Siluriformes, Bagridae. Gene Ontology annotation, cellular component: nucleus. The transcript has 12 exons. The record is from RefSeq and is a predicted model, not a curated record. Gene Ontology annotation, biological process: regulation of transcription by RNA polymerase II.